GAUAGGCAUAAAAUCCACGAUUGGGUUGAAAAUGGCAUAAAACUCUUAAUAGCCUCAUCCUUCUAAACUUCCAAUCCCUCCUAAAAACUCUCUCCAACCAAACGGGCCGUAAGUCCCUAUGGUAGGGACUUAUAUUUUUGUGAGAGGGACUAAAGUUUAGCCCUACUUUAAUCCCUCCAACCAAACACCACUCUAGUACUCUGUAGGGCAAGUUGUGAUUUGAGGCUUUGAGCACCAUCUGAUUCCGUGGUUGGCAAUGGAGAUGGAGCUCCAGGGAGUCGAGCACGUCGUCGGACUGACCGUGGCGAGUUCGACUGAGGGAGAUGACAGUGGCAGCCACGGACGCGGACCAAAGCGUACCCGGCAUAAGUGGUGUCGACAAGGUCAUCCGUUUGCACGCCAAUCUAGAUCCACGAGAAGAAACGAGGCCACGCCUCCCGGCCGGGCCCCAUCCGCACAUUGUGGCGGCGCGCUCCAGGGCUCCAGCGACGAACGCCGUGGCCCGCAGCCGCGCGCAAUGGUCACCUCUCGGUUUGAUUUGCCCCAUUGUGGGGGGCGAUCGCGGAUCACCCGCCCGCACCACCGGACCGGAGGCGGCGCCCCUCUACGUCAUCCUCCGCCCCUCUGGUGCGUUGCUAACCUACAGGCCCGGGGACGGCGAGGGCGUCCUCACGGAGUCACGGCCACCCUCUCGAGGGCUCGACUCCCCCUGAUCAGGAAAUCUGAUGGCACGGUGAGAUCUCUAGCAUUGGGCGCUGCCGCUUGUGCCUGAAACCUGUUUGUUAAAAUGCGUCCGUGCGUCCGCGAGGCGGUUGAGGAUGUGCUUGCCUUCCCUGCACCCGUCUGGAGGAAAGUUAGUGCUCGCAUGGGUGGAUGUAACAUCACUUGCUCGUAUCAAGUGCUGGAGAAGUGGAAACGGUCUACACGAGCACAUAGCCCGGUCCUUCAUCUCAAGUGGUGCUAAUGCUUGUCUUGCCGUUUCGAGUGGAACCGGGAAUCCCUGCACCUGUUGGAUGUGAACUGCCCUAUACGCUGGGCUGGGUGGAUAUUUUUUUUAGGGUAGGCUAGGGUUUUGUGGUGUUGAUCUGAGAAGGAUGCCAGCAGUAUAAGGCAGUCACAAUGGUUCAUGUUAUUGGCACACCAAUGCAUGCCCAGUUGGUGGCUUGGAGCUGGAAUGAAUAUGACGCAUGUUUACCUGGUGCUCCUGUAACCAAAAAUCACAGUUCCUGGCUCUUUUGCGGCAGUGGCUGAGUGAUAUAUAAAGAGUGCUGCACAGACUGUGCAGAUAGUUGACAAUUGAUUGGCACGAAAGUGGAGAGGAAGAUAAAUACAAUGGUUGUCCACAAUACUUCUUUCUAAUGGUAUAUAUCUGCUGAUUACAUCUGUUGAUUACAUGUUCUAGAUUAGCUUAUCACAUGCUCAGAUAAGUUGGUUUUUGUUUAUCCCAAUACAGAGAACAUUUUUUUGAAUUUAUUAUUGCCUGGAAUAUUAGUGUUUGGGAACGUAAGCUGCCUCAAGAGUCAAGAUAGUUUUAGUGGUUUCAUGUUUUGUCUCUGCACUUAAACUGCAGAAUUACUAUGUUAUCCAGUUAUCCUCUUCAUAAGCAUAGGGUAAACUAGGAAACCCGGUUAAAGCUACAAGUCUUUGUCCAAAACCACCUACAUAUUGUGAUACACUAUAGAUUCCAUUGAAACUAUAUAUAUACAAGGGGAAGUAUAUAUACAAGGGGAAGUACUUACAUGUUUUAAAGUUUAAUGGAUCAUUUGCUCUGGUAUAUAACUUAUUAUGAUGGCUACAUAUUUCUUCCUUCGAAUGUAUAUCAUAUGUUUGCUUUUCUCCUAUUUGCUGCACCACUAUUGAUGGUUUUACCAGAUGAAAAUAAUUAUGCACUGUGCCUUCUACUGAGACAAAAGAACCUCCGGGAACAGAAACCGAAGAUUUGCACUAGAAAUACUCAUUGGCAGAUAUGUUCCAGAUAAGUGGUUUUUUGAAGCAUUUAAUAUGCUACGUCUGUAGAGGCCCCAAAUCAUGAAUACUUAGGAGAAUGGAGAUAAAGGCUGAACUUGCUAUUCCUUUUACUAGCCAAAAUCAUGCAGUGAUGUACUCCCAGUCUAAAAUAGAUGCCAUUUUGUCAAGUUGCUUCUCAUUUCCCUUGGUAAAAUUUUCCUCUAAAUGGCCCCUAUCGAAUUUUCAUUGGUAAAAAUAGUGGAAAUGCUAAUUAUGAUUCUUUUUUUCCCUUUUGGGUAUGCGUUGAAAGAAGUUGAUCUUUUUUGUUUUAUCAAAUUUUGUGUAACUCAUUGGUUUGCACUGGGUAUGCUUCUUGCAGAGAGUUAUGGUGUUGGAACAUGGUUGUGUCAUUCGCACUUAAUUGGUUUGUGUCUUGCAGAGAGUUGUGAUCUUUUGUAUUAGCUUAUCUUUUCCCUGAGCAAUUCUUUUGGACUCUCCUUGACUGCUCUAGACUGUUUAUAGAGAUCAUGUUUAGACUGUUUUGUGGUAAAGUACAGACCAAAUAACUAACAAUGUGGUCACAAAGAUAAAAAUAACUAUGACUUACCCUACAACUGCUCCCAUUUAUAAUAUACUGUUAUUUUUUAAAGAGUGCAAACUUAUGUUACUGACACCAUUGGAAGAGCACUGCAGUGUGCAAUAGAUUUUGAGAUCCUAUUUGCAGAACUAUAAAUCCUGACUUCAAUCCAAGUAUUCAACUUAGCCUUUGGCAGUAACAUUGAGCAUUUCACAACUAUGAAAAAUACAAAAAAAAUAAUGAGAUACAACUGUAAUAACCAUACAACCAAGGUUCUGAAAGCAAUGGCAGAAAAUUCCGACAUCCAGCUUAUCAGCUAACUGAACAUUUCCUUCGUCUUUACCAAUCUUAAGUCUAAUAGGACAGUUUCUAGACCUGCUAGGCUGCUGCGCAAAACUAACCGUUUGGACUUCAUCUCAAGAAAAAAGUUCUUUCAGUAUUUUAGGUGCAAACUUUUGCUUUUGUGUAUUAUCAAGAUAACAGAAGAAGUUCUGGAAGCAUGCCAGCUUUAUGAAGGAUGAAUAAUCUCUUUAACUACUAUUUAGUCAUUUGUUCAUUAUAGAUAUUAAAAGGAAGGUUAGAGAAAAUGGAACUUACAUUUUUGGGUGGUCAUAAAAUAUCACACAAGUUAUUUAGAAUGUUCAGGACCUACUUUAGCAGAGGUAGCAUGGUCUGAUGUGCAGUCCAAUCUUACUUUUGUUCUUUUUUAAAAGGAAGAUCUUUUUUACUUUUUAUAUUAGAUCAUUGUAAUGAAUGUAACUUUGGACCUUUGGUAUUUCUGCUUGUUGAAAGGGCAACCAUGGUUAGUGAGCUUCAUUCAAUCUCUGUUGGUGGUGAAUAGUGAUUCUUCCCUUGUUGUGUCAUGAAUGUUGUUUUUUUGUUAAAAAAAAGUUGUUUCCACCACAGGGUAACUGCUGAUUUUGCAAAAGUUGUUUAUACAGAGAAACAAACUAAUUCACCUUUUUACUAGGUUUUCCAAGAGGAAACUUAUUUAUUCACAAAAAUAACGGGUGGAUAUGGAUUCUCUGCUAAUCUCUCAUAUUUGCCUGUAGAAUGUUGCACCUGUGCACCAUGCACAGUACCCUUUUUCUUCUUGUUCACAUACAUCAUGUAAGAUGGUAGUUUCUUUUUCCUAUACCAAGUCUCAGAUCGUGCAAGUUCGGUACACUUCAGUUUCAUCUAUAGCAUGUAGAUAGUAGAAGGCCCCUAUACCAUAUUCCCUUUAUUAGUAACUUAGUUUUCUUUCCAUUUUACGGGUACAGCCAUAUUUCGUUCUAUUUCAUGCAUCCAAAGUAGUAGCCGGUCUCAGCAUCCUUUUCCUUCUUGAUGACGCUAAAGCUGAAUAUUGCGUCUGCUUGAGUGGCUCCAGGCCUCCGGUUCCAUAUCUCUUGCAAAUUCUGCAGGUCCGAUUGUGCCAAAAGGAAUGCCAAUUGUUCGGAGAACAUACAUCUUAGCUGCUGGAUUAUUGCUUGGCAUCAGGGCUGUGGGAAUCACUGACUACCUGGAGAUAACGAUUCCUCUGGCAUAUUUAUCUGUGGCAUGGCUUCAGCCAGUUGUAUCAAUUGCGUCAGAACAUGGGAAUGCUGAAUGCUCGAAUACCACCAAGGAAACUAGUUUCCAAUCGGGCAUGAGCAGAAUAUGUUCAGCAACCUCUAUAAUUCAAUGGAACAAGCAGAUGUCAUCGAUGCGUUGUCAAUACAUACUGGCUCCCCAACGGGAGACGACAUCUACCUGCCCAGUACAAUAAUUCUGCAUCUAUGCAAAUAUGCAAUAGUCCAUGUUGAAGCAUGCAAUAUUUCUAUCUGCUACCCCAUCAACCACGGGAAGCAUGUCAACUACGCCAGAAGCUGAGAGUUCGCUGUACCUACCAAGAUGAUCGAUCUUCUAUAACCAAAUUGGAGCGCAGAAUCUGAAUAUUUGCACGAAGGCGAGGGCGGACAUGACGCCCCAAAAGCGCGAUGGCGUCGAUGAUGCUUUCACUCUCCCUGCCGUGCCCAAUGGCAGAGCAAAUGCUGGAAAGGAGCGCACCACCGCCAGUACUGGCACUUUCCUCCACCUCGCACGAACAAAAGUCGCUGGAGCACAACACAAAGCGGCAGUAGCACCGGUGCCACUCUACACACACCCCGUACCGCGUGAUGGUCACCGUUGCCAUCUCCCAGGGAGGAGAAGGGCCAAAAGAAUAUUAAAGUAAACCAGAGGACGAAAGCGAAAGCAAAGGCAAAGCACGGGGCUUGCGCCCUGCGUCGCGUUGGAUUUGCAUGAAUCUUGCGUGCCCCGGGGAGGGGCCCCUCGGCCGGCCGGCAAGUUGCAGCCAGAGCUGGCUCUCGGCUUGUGGCUGGAGCCAAGGCAGCAGCACUGCCUUGUGUAAAUGAGCAGUACAUGGCAAUGGCCGCCAUGCAUUGUGGUUGUGGAGGCACAGAGGUAAAAGGCGAAGGCGAUUUAAAAAGAGCCGGGUGGUUAACAGUAGAGGAGACACCAAUCACUUCGUGGGAUUCAGAAUUCAGAGACUGGGUCAUGUGGCGCGCGCAGGCUGCAGCACCGGUGAGUUUUUCAGUCUAGUUUUCAGGUCAGCUUUCCACGCUCUGUCGUGGCCGGGCGAGACACCCCAUUCGCCGGCGCAGUCUAUUAUAAUCCGGUUAAUGCGAUCUCUGGCACUGAAACUGGACUCGCCUGAAAGUUGAAACUGCGCAAAAGAGCAGCAGACGAUGACUCGUGAAGGAGAAAGCGGAGAGUGGUCACCGGUCAGGUCAGGUGAUGCCUUAACGCGUGACGUGACCGAACUGGAAUUUCCCGACGAAGAGCUGAGUCCCCUGCGAGAGCUGAGUCAGAUACCACGCGAUGCAACAGAGCAAAGUGGCAUUGAGCCGCUGACACACUCACUUAUCUCCGGUCUGUGAUCUCCUAUUUCACCAUGCAUUCGGUCGGGAAUCGGGAUCGCCGACGGCGUCGGCGUUGAGAUACACUGACCUCCGGCUGAGGCUGGUCGGUGCGGCUUGCCGAACAAACAAUCAAGUGAAAGAUUCAUGCAGUGAAUUGUAUAGUCGCAUCGAUCAAGCAGAGCCUUUCGCUUUCUCUUUCUCGGAAAGCCCUUGUUUUAGUAGUAGUAGUAUGUCGCACUGUUAAUGAGCACCUCCUCUACAACUGUCUCGAGGCCGUCCUCUGUAACAGUGUCUGCCACUGCCCACCGGAGCUUUUGAGUGGAUCUGCUCGUCCGGAGAAGAGUCAUGUGGCCGUGUGCCCAAGCUGGGAAAUGAAUGAAUCUUGCAGCUGCUGCCUGCACAGUGUCCACCAACUGGAUGGUGCAAGUAUCUGGCCGUGGCUUUGCUUUAGAGUGAAAAGAGGACAGUGAGAAGGACUCGAGAUUAUUGGGGCAUGUGAUUCUUCUUACUGGGUGGACCUCCAACUCAUUCCCGACUACUGCGUGCCAGCCACUAUCAGGCAAGGGACAACCUUCAUUUCAUUUCCAGACGAGCUGAUUGACGAAUCAAUUGGACUCACUCUGCAACUGGCCAACUAACUGGAGCAGAGCUGCCCCUUUUGAACUCAGAUUCAGAGCAAGCCGAGGCUGGCUGGCAAGUAUCAUGAGGCGGAGUAUUUUAAGCCGAUCUGAUUAGUGGCAGGUGAACAAUUAAUAUAUUUUGGGUCGUAUGGAAAGUACACACAACAAUUAAGAGAGGGAGUCCACGGCGAGGCCGACCGAUCCCUAGCCGCGCUGUGGACACGGGAUUACCAUUUCCAGGUCUUUAUUGCUCCAGCGACGGCAUGCUUUCGUUCAGAUCGGUGAGAGCCUUAUCAAA
Messenger RNA from Oryza sativa Japonica Group (Japanese rice), 6324 nucleotides. NCBI's taxonomy places the organism in Eukaryota, Viridiplantae, Streptophyta, Magnoliopsida, Poales, Poaceae. The record is from RefSeq and is a predicted model, not a curated record.